AUGAAGAGCUAUUCGUAUCUCUAUUCUGACAAUGCAAUUGUAGCAAUCGGAUUAUUUACUAUUGCUGUAUUGAUUUUAAGAUUUGUAUACCAGAAAAUAUAUGAUGCAUUCUUUGGGCCUUUGAGCAAAAUACCGGGACCAAAGCUCGCAAUAUUGAGUGCUCUUCCAUAUUUAAUAACUGCAUAUCGAGGCAUAAAAUGGCGUUGGAUUCAGUUUGAAUUGGUUCCCAAGUACGGGAAAAUGUUUAGAGCAGCUCCCAAAGUGGUAGUUACUUAUGACAAAGAUAUUGUUAGAGAGAUAAUCGUUAAAGAAGAUUGGCCCAAAAGUGAUUUCUACAGAUUGUUUAGUGCUGCGCCUUAUGUGCGUACACUGUUUUCAGUCUAUGAAAAAACACAGCAUAAGCAAAAUCGACGACUAUUCUCACCGGCUUUCGCAAUCAAGCAUCUUUGUUCUCUUGAGCCGUUUAUAGCCAAGUGUAUCUGUAAUUCGAAUAAAAAAAUUAAUUCAACAAUAGGGGCAAGUCCGUCGUCUGAUGGAAUCGUAAUAAAUUUUUACAAGAUGAUUGUUGAUAUGACUCUGGAUAUAGUUGGUUACACUGCAUUCGGGACAAAUUUCAAUGUUGUUCAAGAAGAAAACCAUCCCUUAGCCAAAGAAAUUGCUGUAGAAUUGAACAAACGUGCCAAGAGAAAGUCAUUUCCUAUAAUGACACGGUUUCUGAAGAGCAACAUUUAUCUUUAUGAAUUUGCAACUAAACUCAUCAGUCAACGUCGUCAAGCAAAAGACUCUCUCCACAAGGAUCUUUUUCAGAUUAUUCUUGAUGCCCAAGAUACAAAAGAUGCGUCUCCUAGUAUUGACAUGCAUGAACAGAUUGUUGAAUUUAUUGUCGCUGGAAGUGACACGACAGCCUUUAGUACUUUUUAUACUUCGCUAAUGCUCUUGAAACAUCCGGAUAAGAUGCAAAAGCUUGUUGAGGAAUUUGACAGGGAAUUUGUCGAUUUACCAAAAGAUGAGUUACCAAAGCACGACAAGUUAAAGACACUACCAUAUCUGAACGCUGUCGUAAAUGAGGGGUUGAGGUUAUGGCCUGUUACGAUAGGUAUAGCGCGUACACCAUCAGAGGAUACAGUUAUUAAGGGAACACUAUUCCCAAAAGGCUGUCUUGUACUUUCAGAUAUUUUUGCACUUCAUCGUUCUACCGAAUACUGGGGCGAAAACGCAGAUGAGUUUGUUCCUGAACGAUGGUUCGAUCCUAAUGUUCCACGCGACGCAUAUUAUCCAUUUUCAGCUGGUUCAAGAAAUUGCAUUGGACAAAAUUUUGCUUUAUUAGAAAUGCGUCUUAUUAUCGCAUCGAUAUUCAGACGCUUCAGAGUUGAAGACAUCUCAGGACAAGACCAUUGGGAUAUUGUGCAAUACUUGAUACCGUCUCUUGCCAAAUCCGAGUACAACCACUAUAAAAAAGAGAACGGUGAAUGCCGAUGCGAUUUAAUUCUCGAAGAUAACAGUAAACGAGGCAUCGAAUUCAAUAACAAGAAUAGCGAACGAAUGAAGCAGAGACUUAUCAAGAGCGGAGAUGUCAUCGGUUUAAAGCUGAAGGAUCAAACAAUCAGAUAUCAAUUCAAGGUGCUCAUUGAAGAUGACAUAUGUAGAUUUGAGGAUAGGUAUAAAGUACUUGAAUGGGUCGGUAAAGGCCAAUUUGCUCAUGUGCAUAAGGUGGAACUCAUCGGCACAGGCAAGACAUUUGCUGUAAAGACGUUGAACAAAACGACUAUCGUCAAUAAUGAUAAAUUACUCAAAGCACUUAAAAGUGAAACUGCAAUUAUGCAGAAUGUUAAGCAUGACAAUAUUACCAAAAUAUUCGAUACGUUCGAUACUGGAGAUGAAUUCAAGAUUGUAAUGGAAUGGAUACCAGAAGGGGAGUUAUUUGAUUUAAUUGCCAGUAAGAAUGGACUAACUGAACGACAGACAAGAACGAUAUUCAAGCAACUUUUUGAUGCUAUUCAGUACCUUCACGAAAUGCACAUAGUUCACCGUGAUCUUAAACCAGAGAAUAUUCUUAUGGUUAGCAGAGAAGACCUUAUUGUAAAAAUAGCAGAUUUUGGAUUAGCUACUUGGAUGCAUGAUCGUUCAGUGCGAAUGUCCACGCUAUGUGGGACUCCAACAUAUGUCGCACCCGAAAUAUUGACACCUAAACCAGUGCGUUCCUAUAAUGCAGCCGUUGACAUGUGGAGUCUAGGAGUAAUCUUGUACAUAACUCUAUGUGGAUUCCCUCCAUUUUACAAAGCAAACGACAGGAUACCGCUUGCUGAUCAGAUAAGGACAGCCGAUUAUUCCUUUCCCAUGGAUCAUUGGGGAAAGAAAAGUCUUAAUUCACGGAAUCUCGUAAAAGAGUUGCUGAAAAUCAACCCACGUGAGAGACUCACUGCCGUUGCAGCAAGGGAACAUCCGUUUAUGACGAACCCAGGACCAAACGAUGAUUUGCUGCCAACACUUGCUUUGAUGCCGAGCAACAAUUCUGCCGACUCGUUCAAUCAAUCUCCUAUGCCGUCAGUAGCUCAGUCCACGUUGUAUUUGUCGACCCAUGAACAACUGCCUCAAGUAGAAAACACUGCGGAAGAAACCGUUCCCGUGCAGGCGGCCAGCGCGCCAUCACCACCUCCUUCUAUUACCCGCAUUUUGACAAUCGAACGGGCAGCAAAUAAUGAUGCACCUGAAACGCGUCUUUCUGAGCUGCCAGUUGAUACGAAGGAUUACUCACAGCUUGCAUUUAUAACAACUGGUGUGUUGGGUGGCGAAGAUGCCACCAUUUAUAGAACAGCCCAUGAGGAGUUACCUGAUGGGGACAUGUUUCCUUGA
Paraglomus brasilianum is the source of this 2853-nucleotide messenger RNA. The record is from the annotation of a GenBank genome assembly. NCBI's taxonomy places the organism in Eukaryota, Fungi, Glomeromycota, Glomeromycetes, Paraglomerales, Paraglomeraceae.